AUGGAAGUGACUCUAAUGAAGGUUCUGAUUCUGAAGUCUCCUCGUGUGGCAGCUGCCACAGACCAGGUGGCGUUCCAGCCUCAGGUAACGCUUCAGGUGAUUCUUCAGGUGCCGCCUCAGGCUCCCCCCACACCACCCCCACCUUUGAUUGCCUCUCCUGUCUCUCGACCCUCCACACCUGCUCCUUCCAGAGCCUUGUUCCUCGUCAUUGCCCUCGUUCCUGCCUCUCCCGUUUCUGUUAUUUCUCCCUCCCUGUUUUCCACCUCCACUAAUGCCUCCGCAGCCUCUUCCGCCUCUGACUCACUCACCCCCUUCAGUAUAAGCUCUUCUGCUACUGCCCUCAGCCGUGCCACGUCACCCCCUUCCCCUCCUGCCACGUCACCAGUUGUUCCCGCUUGCAUUGCUCCCGCACUCGACGGUGCGGAUGCAUCCAAGCUCUCCACGUCAGCAGGAGACGGAGGGGGCGUGGCAGGAAGCGGAGGGGUAGGCGGGACGCGCUUUUCCAGGGCUUCAGGAGCGUUUCUCGCUGCUCUUUUGUGUGCGGUGGGGAUGUUGGGCGCACUGCGCGCUCUGGUGAGCCAUGAAGGUGGUGUUACCGCUGCUGCUGUUGCUGCUGCUCCUCUAAAACCUUCACCAAAGCUCAUUCGUGUUCCUGAUGCUGGUUCGUCCACUCCUUCAUGCCUUUUGCUUGUUCCCUCUCCUCCUCCUUUUGCCCUUCCCACCGCCCCCAAGCUUUUCAUUUUGGGAAAAGGUGGCUUGGCCGCGGCUCCUGACACGGCAGCGGCUGCUGCCUCGGUCGCUGCUUCUCUCUCCUCCUCCGCAGCUGUUCUCGCUGCAUCAGCAGCUGCUGCUUCGGUCGCUGCUUCUCUCUCCUCCUCCGCAGCUGUUCUCGCUGCAUCAGCAGCUGCUGCCUCGGUCGCUGCUUCUCUCUCCUCCUCCGCAGCUGUUCUCGCUGCAUCAGCAGCUGCUGCUUCCAUCGCUGCUGCCUCGCCAGGAGUGAGUGGGCGAAAGGAGGGGGGGGAUGGGGAUGGGCUGGCUCGUGCCACAUGGACGACCUGUGCUGCUGGCGAGGGCUCUCUCACCCCUAGUGCCCUGUUCUUGUCUUCUCCCUCCCUCACACCCAUAAACCCCCUCUCGCUGCCUCCCGCGCUCUCACCCUCUCCCCCUUUCGCACCCACAGCCCCCCACUCUCCCUCUCCCCCCACUCCUCCUGCCACCCUCCUCUCUCCCGCUCCCCCCACUCCUCCUGCCACCAAUCUUUCUCCCUCUCCCCCCAUUCCUCCUGCCACCCCCCUCUGUUCCCCAACCUCCCUUUCGAAACGGCUUGCUGCAGCGGGAGAGCGAGGGGCCGGCGGUGCGGGUGCAGCGCCCCUUUCACCCUCUCCCUCAUCCUCCUCACGAAUCCACCUCUCGGGCUUCUUGUCCCCUGUGCCAUACCCUCCUCCUCCCUCCUACCCAUACCUUGCAGGCCCCUACUGCCUCCCGAGUCCACCAAUCUGCCCUCCUCUUCGCCCUCCUCCCCCCUCUCCUCCACUUCCCCCAUUCCAACAGUCACGCUACGGUCUCCUGAGUGUUCUUCCUGCCUGCCACCCCUGUUCUCCCUCCCUCCCACGCCCACCCUGCCCACACCCAACGCUUCAGCAGGCCUUGCUGCUUCUGGCGCAGUUGCUUUCCCCUUCUGCUGCUGCUGCUGCUGCUGCUGCUGCUGCUCUUGCAGUUGCGGUUCCGUCUGUGCCUGCUGCGGCCUCUCCCCUUCUGCUGCCUCCACGUGGACCUGCCUGA
This is a messenger RNA of Closterium sp. Naga37s-1, 1782 nucleotides long. NCBI's taxonomy places the organism in Eukaryota, Viridiplantae, Streptophyta, Zygnematophyceae, Desmidiales, Closteriaceae. The record is from the annotation of a GenBank genome assembly.